Molecule: messenger RNA, 1924 nt
Organism: Paramisgurnus dabryanus
Lineage: Eukaryota; Metazoa; Chordata; Actinopteri; Cypriniformes; Cobitidae
Gene: tctn1
Product: tectonic family member 1
Biological process (GO): cilium assembly; protein localization to ciliary transition zone
Cellular component (GO): MKS complex
Source: RefSeq, a predicted model, not a curated record
ACAACGCGAUGUAACCAAGCAUCAUGGCGGCGUUUUGCUGGAUUAUUGUUUUGAUAUAUUUACAAAGCGCACUGUGCAUUGAGCAGACAAAUUCUACCGGCAGCAAUAAUAUCACUUUCAAGGAAACGAACGACACUUUUACAGAACAAGACGAGUCGUUUAAUUUUACGGAGUUAGGAUUCACUCCCACUCCGUCUUCUUUACCAGAUUCAACCGAGCGGACAUCCGAAUCUGUGACCAAGUCCACAGACAACUCCAUCCCUGACACGGCACCCGAAUCACCGCGAUCAGCAGUACCUCUGCCCGUCUCCGGCGUCCUUCCUGCUCCUGUAACCGAAGUCCUUAAGUUAUGCCCAUGCAAUUUACAAAACGAGCAGUGUGACAUUAACUGUUGCUGUGAUCCAGACUGCACAGAGGAACGGUCUUUAUUCACUGACUGUUCAAUAAAGAUCAUCAGUAGUGACCCUAGACUGUGCAAACAGGAUGCAGUUGUCUAUUCACUCAGUACAACAGAAGACGGUCUGUCACGUGUAGAGUCGUCUGUUCAACAAGAGGUCAACCCUGAUGUCUUCUGUAUUCAGUCUGCUAACUAUGAAGAAGGAAUCUCAUUUGGCACUCCCAAAAUUCCCACAGAGGAAAAUUUCGACUCUCUUUUCGACCAAUUUGUGGGAUUCUUUUUUGGCCGCACGAGGGACAACAGUGCACAGAGCCCUCAAAUAGGAGAUUCUCCAGGAUACCUGCAUGGAGAUCUCAUUCAAACAGUAAAUGAGGCUGCUGAGCGGGACUUAUUCACUAUCCCUGCCUCUGCGGGAACAGCCCACUGCCUAGAUGCGAACCCUGCAGUCUUUUUAAAGGACCAGAAAAGCCGAUGUAUCAGGAGCUUUGAUUUGGCACAAGUCUGUUCAAGCCAUGAGGCUUUAGACCUGAGAACUUAUACUAUGGUCAACAUCUGUUCAGGAAAGAACAAAGAAGCUAAUGUCAUAAGUGUGAAAGUGGCAGCCAUCACACUUGAGUCUUUGGAGGGCACAUGGACACCGGGGGACCCUGCUGAGAGUGCAGCCUAUGUGCCUGUGCUUUUGGAGUCUGGUGAUGUCUGCAACAAUGUUGUAAAGCAGGUAAAAUACAUAUUCCGAUACAGUGAAGCUGGAGAAAUCCUGAAUGUGAUGGCAUCGGUUUUGCUGGGAGCUAUUAAAAGCUCCAUGGUGCCCAUACAACAGGAGUUUCAGAUUACGUUCCUGCAGGAGAUCACUAGCACAGGGGGAUUGCGAUUCAGUGGUAAUCCCGGUUAUGUGGUGGGACUGCCCCUUGUGGCAGGAACGAGGACAGCAGAUGGAAUUGUUCAGAGCACUGAUCCUAAAGGAUCAUUGACCAUCUUCCAAAACUCGGGAGAGCAGGAUUGCUUGCUUGGCUCAUCCCAGCGUUCCCCUGUCCUUUUUGGUAUAGACAUGGUAUCUGGCUGCACUUUUAAGCUUUUAGAUGCGGUUAAUUGUUCCCUGGUAUCUGAAGUCAUUUUAUCAGUGCUGAAAGGGCAGAACUUCCCUGACCACGUGGCAUCGUUUGGAAAUUCCUUGCCUCAGAAUCCACUGGACUGGGUCCCAAUACAGAACCAAACCAUAACAUCGAGCACGCAGACAUGCAGCUUGCCACUGUCUUACCAUCUUGAAGUGAAAUGGACCAAAUACGGAACCUUGGUGAAUCCCCAGGCUCAGAUUGUCAGUGUCAUGGGAACAGUCCUUACUAAUACCAGCAGUUUGUCCCUGCUUACCAGUGCUAGUGGUCGUCUGUCUGUUACUACCUCUGUGAGCUUUGUUGAUGUGUCUGCAUCUGCCAGUCCAGGAUAUAAAGUUCCUCCUACGAUUGAUGCUAAACUACCCUUUGACUUCUUCUUUCCAUUCGUAUAAUUUAUAAUUCAGGCAUUUGUCAA